Molecule: messenger RNA, 764 nt
Organism: Linum tenue
Lineage: Eukaryota; Viridiplantae; Streptophyta; Magnoliopsida; Malpighiales; Linaceae
Source: the annotation of a GenBank genome assembly
CUUCUCUCGUCUCACAUCUCUUCAUCUCUUCUCCAGAAACAAUGAACCAACAAACGAAAAGAAGAAAGGAAGAAAAAAAAAUCCCUAGCUCCUCUCCUCCUACUCGAUUCUUCUUCUGCCUCUCACCCUCUAUUUAUCGUCCAUCUCGUCGCCGGCGAGUAACUCGGAGGAAGGAAGAAACCCCUUCUCUCGUCUCUCUCCAGAGUUACAGAGGAUGGGGGAAGAAAGGGGGCCGCCACCGGCAGCCUUGGGUUCCACCGGCGGCGAAGACGACGAUGAUAUAAGGGAAACCCUUUUCGGUGUAAGAAAGGAAGAAGAAUGUUUGCUGUAGGGUUGCCGCCGCCCUCUGGAUGCUUUCGUCUGUUUUUGCGAGGAAUGGGAAAUGGAAGUGCAGGGAAGAAGAUGAAGAAGAAGAAGAAGAAGAAGAAGAAGAAGUGACAAAGUGGUUCCCUGUUUCUGUCUAUUGCCUCUAGCAAGAACAAGGAAGAAGAAGAAGAAGAAAGAAAGAAAGAAAGUCUAGAAGUGGAAGAGUAGAAGCUCGUUUUUUCUCUCCCCCUUUUGCAAGAGCAGAUGUGUUCUUUUUUUAUAAGAAAAGGGAGCUUGUUCCCCAAGUUUGCAACAGUACUGGUUUGGUUUUGGGUUGAACCGGUCUGGUUGUGUCAGAGCUGACCAGAUUGACUUUGUUGACUUGAUUGGACUUUUGUUGACUGUGACUUUAACAGAGUUGACUUUCGUUGACUUUUGGUAUAGGCUCUGACUUCUCC